CGAAAAUCUCUCAAAACUCAUAAAUUCCUUAUAUUCGCAAUUAUAGCUCUUCCCUUAGUCUGACUGUCUCAUCCCCAUCCCUAUCUCUCCCUGCAUCAUAAUGCUCAUCCGCCCCCUCAUCAGAGCAGACCUCUCAUCCGUCGCCCCCAUCGUCCACGACACCUUCUCCGGCGACGAGCUCUUCACAUGGCUCUACCCCCAUCAAGAAAAAUACCCCAACGACCUCCGCCGCUUCCAGCUCAUCCGGCUCCGCUCGCGGCUCGUCCAGCUGGGCUCCCACGGCUUCGUCGCAGAGUCGGAACCCGGCGACGCGGAAUGGAACGGCGCGCCUGAGAUUCUAGGUUUCGCGUUCUACAUCCGCGAAGGAAGCGACGAGAAGGCUGCGAGAUGGCGGCAGGACUCGAUUGCGAAGCGGUUGGAUCGGUAUCUACUCAGCUGGGAGCAGUGGUAUGAGGAGAAGGCGUUAGACCGCGCGUCUGACCCUGCUCGCGCGAAGAUCAUGCGUGAGGCUACGCAGUAUAAGUUUACCUCGCAGCUCGAGUCGUAUUGGUAUCUAGGGUUGCUUGGCGUGUCACCUAAGCAUCAGCGAAGGGGUAUCGGGGCAAAGCUCGUCGCGUAUGGGCAGAGGAUUGCUGAGGAGGAGAAGAUGCCUGUGACGCUGGAGGCGAGCGUGAUGGGGCGGGGUCUGUAUGCGAAGUUGGGGUUUAAGGAGAUCGAGCGGUUAGCGAUUGUGGAGGGGUUGGAGGGGGUGGCGAUGCUUUGGGAGCCGGAGGGGGCGGAGGGGACGUGGUUGGUGAGAGGGGAGGAUGGGAAGGCGGAGUUGAAAAAGAAGGAAACGGGACCGUCGUAGCCGUUUUGAGAUGAUUGAUUACCUCGGGAACAAUCGCAACCGGGCAAACGGUGUCAAUCACGUGGACAGGGGCCAACUUUCUUGGAACAAACCGCCCUCGCAGAGAUUGAACGGCUAAUCAAGCAAAAUACGUGUCCUUG
Messenger RNA from Mytilinidion resinicola, 990 nucleotides. RefSeq names its product acyl-CoA N-acyltransferase. Bases 101 to 850 code for a protein of 249 amino acids. The transcript is spliced from 2 exons. The record is from RefSeq and is a predicted model, not a curated record. Gene Ontology annotation, molecular function: acyltransferase activity, transferring groups other than amino-acyl groups. NCBI's taxonomy places the organism in Eukaryota, Fungi, Ascomycota, Dothideomycetes, Mytilinidiales, Mytilinidiaceae.